Pogoniulus pusillus (Red-fronted tinkerbird) is the source of this 3741-nucleotide messenger RNA. RefSeq names its product acyl-CoA synthetase short chain family member 2 (gene ACSS2). Gene Ontology annotation, cellular component: cytoplasm. NCBI's taxonomy places the organism in Eukaryota, Metazoa, Chordata, Aves, Piciformes, Lybiidae. Bases 105 to 2195 code for a protein of 696 amino acids. Gene Ontology annotation, molecular function: acetyl-CoA synthetase activity; AMP binding. The transcript is spliced from 19 exons. The record is from RefSeq and is a predicted model, not a curated record.
CGCCGCCAUGAGGGCGGGCCGCUGCCAUCUCCGCCCCCGGCUCCACGCCGCUUUGAAGCGGGCUCGGCUGCCACCCACCCGCCCAGAGCUGCCGGCGCCCAGCCAUGGUGCUGCCCGAGGAGCAGGCCCGGCUGUACCGGCCGCGGCCCGAGCUGCUGCCGGCGGCCCACGUCCCCUCGCUGUCCCACUACCAGCGUCUGUACCAGCGCUCCGUCGAGGAGCCGCACGAGUUUUGGAGCGACAUUGCUAAAGAGUUUUACUGGAAGACUCUGCACACGGGACCCUUUCUGAAGUACAACUUCGAUGUGACCAAGGGCAAGAUCUUCAUCGAGUGGAUGAAGGGGGCGACCACCAACAUCUGCUACAACCUCCUGGACAGAAAUGUCAAUGAGAAGCAACUUGGGGACAAAAUUGCUUUUUACUGGGAAGGCAACGAACCCGGGGACUCUGCCAAGAUCACCUACAGGGAGCUGCUGCACAAAGUCUGCCAGUUUGCCAACGUCCUCCGCAGCCAAGGGGUGAAAAAAGGAGACCGAGUUUCCAUCUACCUGCCAAUGAUCCUGGAGCUGGUGAUAGCCAUGCUUGCCUGUGCCAGGAUUGGAGCUCUGCACUCCAUUGUGUUUGCAGGUUUCUCAGCAGAGUCUCUUUGCGAGCGGAUCCUCGACUGCGGUUGUUCUCUCCUCAUCACGGCAGAUGCCUUUUACCGAGGGGACAAGCUGGUUAACUUGAAGCAGAUUGCAGAUGAAGCCCUCCAGAAAUGUAAAGAGAAGGGCUCCUCUUUGAAAAGGUGCAUCGUGGUGAAACACAUGGGGAGGGAAGAGGCAGCAGCGGAUGGCUCAUGCAGCAAGUCUCCCCCUCUCAAAAGGCUGUGCCAGGAUGUGCAGGAAAAAAAGACUGAGAGCUCACAGAAACUCCAUCCCAAGACCCCUUGGAACCCAGCCGUGGACGUGUGGUGGCAGGAGCUGAUGAGCAGCGCCAGCACCGAGUGUGAGCCCGAGUGGUGUGACGCAGAGGAUGGACUCUUCAUCCUCUACACAAGUGGCUCCACUGGGAAGCCCAAGGGUGUGCUGCAUACAGUGGGUGGAUACAUGCUCUUUGCUGCCACCUCUUUCAAAUACGUGUUUGAUUACCAGCCUGAGGAUGUGUACUGGUGCACAGCCGACAUUGGGUGGAUCACUGGCCAUUCCUACCUCACUUAUGGACCCCUGGCCAACGGGGCCACCAGUGUGCUGUUUGAAGGUGUCCCCACCUACCCGGAGGUGGGGCGCAUGUGGAGCGUUGUGGACAAGUACAAGGUGACCAAGUUCUACACAGCGCCCACAGCCAUCCGCCUGCUGAUGAAGCACGGGGACGAGCCUGUCAAAAAGCACAGCAGGAAGACGCUGAAGGUGCUGGGGAGCGUCGGGGAGCCUAUCAACCCUGAGGCCUGGCUGUGGUACUACCGUGUGGUGGGAGAGGAGAGGUGUCCCAUUGUGGACACAUUCUGGCAGACAGAGACAGGUGGCCACAUGCUGACACCCCUCCCUGCUGCCACCCCCAUGAAGCCAGGCUCUGCUACGUUCCCCUUCUUCGGUGUGGUCCCUGCCAUCCUGAACGAGUCGGGGGAAGAGCUGGAAGGAGAAGCAGAAGGCUACCUGGUGUUCAAGCAGCCCUGGCCAGGCAUCAUGCGCUCGCUGUAUGGGAACCACCAGCACUUUGAAACCACCUACUUCAAGAAGUUCCCUGGCUACUAUGUGACAGGAGAUGGCUGCAGGAGAGACCAGGAUGGUUAUUACUGGAUCACAGGGCGCAUCGAUGACAUGCUCAAUGUUUCUGGCCACCUGCUGAGCACCGCAGAGGUGGAGUCGGCCUUGCUUGAGCACUCUGCCAUCUCAGAGGCUGCAGUGGUCAGCCACCCACACCCCCUGAAAGGAGAGAGCCUCUACUGCUUUGUGACCCUGAGGGAUGGCCACGAGUUCACCAAGAACCUGGCAGAUGAGCUGAAAAAACAAGUCAGAGAGAAAAUUGGGCCCAUAGCAACACCUGAUUACAUCCAGUAUGCUCCCAGCCUGCCCAAAACCCGCUCAGGGAAGAUCACCAGGAGGAUACUAAGGAAGAUUGCCCAAAACGACCAAGAUGUGGGGGACAUCUCCACCUUGGCAAACCCAGGUGUCAUAAAGCACCUUUUCAACAACAGAUGUGACACUAAACAGUAGCAGCAGGGCUUGUCUCUGCCGAAGCAGAACUGUGGUGGCCGCAGCAGUGUCCCUUCAAUGGCUGCCCCGGGAGGGAACCUGCAGCUCCUGAGUUGAAUGUACAAACAUUAGAGGGAGGGAGAGGCUACUUCUCACUAACAUGUCCAUGCCUUGGAGGGGCAGCUGCAGCUCCAGAUAGGUAUCCUACAGCUGAGGUUCCACCUCAUGCAGAGGGACAUCUCCUCCUCCCUUUGCAGCCCUUCCUUCUUGAUCUGUAAUUGUAUUUCCUUGGGAGAGGGGUGCUAAUUAACUUGAUGUAAUUGAGGGCCCCUGGUGCCUCGCAUGUGGUGGGAGGGGAAGUGGUGCUGGAGUCACUGAGGGCAGGCAGGGGAGGUGCAGCUGCCACUGCCCCCAGGCCAGCAAAGCUUUAUCUGUACUUGGAGUGCUGCAAGCUGCAGGCCAACUGAAGGUCAGGCUCACAGAGCUGAAGGGCUGAGGUUUGCUCUUGCAUUCACCACCCAAGCCUGUUGCUAGCAGAAGGCCCCCAGCCUGUGAGAGUAGGGCUCCAGGAAGCUCUGUGCUUUGAGCAGGCUUACAGCAAUUUGGUACCAGAAUCUGCUCCUUCUGACUGGGCUGUGGUUUGCCCAGUCCAGGCUCCUUCAUGGACAUGGACAUACAGUAGGAAGCCAUGGUCUAGGAGGGCAAAUCUUGGUCUGACCUGCUCCACAGAGCUCUGCUGCCACCCACUCACAGCUGAGCUCAGGUGUCCUCAGGUAGGAGUGGGUGGUGGAUACCAAAGGAUGGAGGAGAAUCAAAGCUAUGCAGAGACCUUUUCCCACUGCCAGCAAGCCAGGCAUAGGGCUAUCACACACCACCACCACUGCUAGAGCAAAGAAACCAGGGCAGGCAUCCUAGGUGUUGCUUUCCUGUCAGGAGAAGAUGGUUUAAGAUGUUUCAAGUUAGCUUUUGCUUUAAUCUGGCAUGGAUUUAUGAUGAGGAGAGUCCAAAACCCCAAACCUCUAGCCCAAGAGCCUCACCACCACAGGGGCACUGCCAAAGCCAUUCUUGAACUGAAUUCCAUUGACCUCCAUCCCUGGGUGGAGCUGAUACCUCCUUUGUGGUGUCUGUGUGACAACUGCAUGUGAACUGUUAGAUUUUGCACUUAAACCAAAGGAGAACUGGGCUCACAAACUUGCUGCAGCAGCUGCCUGGGUGAGCGCCAAGCUCCAGGCUUUGCCCACAGACAGAGCUAACCUGUCUGGGCUGGAAGCUGCUUCUGAGCUGGCUGCUCCAGGCAAGGGUUGUGGGUGCUCUGGUGGGCUACUGUCCAAGUCCCAAGUCUCACUUCUUACCUGCUGCUCUCACUGGCACAGCACUUGUCUGUGAUCUGUAACCUCAGCACGUGCCAGUGUCCCAUGUGCCCCCCAUGGCUCUGUACCAGUGGAUUCCUGCAUCAUCUCUCCUCUAUUCGAUGAUUCCUCCUCUGUUCCUCUUCAGCUGUUCUGUGAUUUGGGCUGGACACAGCUCCAGUUUUAUGCAAAAUGGAAUAAAAUUGAAGGAAACCAAA